UUUUAUUUGACUUGUGAACGCACUUGCUACACAUGUGAGAAGUAAACACAACAACAUCAUAUUAUCGAGUAUUCAGCCAUAUAUCAAGGAAUCACAAUGGACAAGAGAAAGAAGAAGAAGUUCCACAAGAAGAGGGAAGAAAUGGAUGAAAAGAGUAUGACAAGAGUUUUAAAGGAAGAAUCAGAGAUCAAGGAGCUUGAGCAGAAGAAAUUAAAAAUGGCAGAUGUUAACCCAGAUGAAAUUGACAGUUUUGCCAAGUUUCCCCUGAGUAAAUACACUCUCCUAGGCCUCAAGCAUAAUGGUUUCACAGUACCAACGAAGGUUCAGCGACAGACUCUGGUAUAUUCUCUACGUGGCAUGGAUGUGGUAGGAGCAGCCAAGACUGGAUCAGGAAAAACAUUAGCUUUCAUAAUACCUCUUUUAGAAAAUUUAUAUGUGAAGAAAUGGUCAAGUGUAGAUGGUUUGGGCGCAUUGAUCAUCACCCCGACACGAGAACUGGCCUAUCAAAUAUUUGAAGUCUUAAAAAAUAUUGGAAAAAGUCAUGACUUCUCAGCUGGUCUUAUUAUAGGUGGAAAGGACCUGAAGUAUGAGUGGAACCUGAUCAGUGGAUGCAACAUCCUGAUUUGCACACCAGGUCGCCUCCUGCACCACAUGUUAGAAAACCCAGAUUUCAGCUGUGAAUAUGUUCAGACGCUUGUCCUUGAUGAAGCAGAUCAGUGCUUGUCCAUGGGGUUUGCAGACACAAUGAAUUGCAUUCUUGAAGAGUUGCCAGAGGACAGACAGACAAUGCUCUUUUCUGCAACACAAACUAGGGAUGUCAAGGAUCUGAUUCGGGCAGGAUGCAAAAAUCCAGUGUUUUGCUCUGUUCAUGAAUUUUCUAAAACAGCAACACCAAGAGGUCUUGUAGAAAGUUAUAUUGUUUGUAAAUGUGAAGAAAAAUUUACUUUCCUGUGGUCAUUUAUCAGACAUCAUAGGAAAAAUAAAAUCCUUGUCUUUAUGUCAACAUGUAAACAGGCAAAAUACAUGUUUGAUAUCUAUUGUAAACUUAAUGCAGGAGUGCCUGUGUUGUGCCUGCAUGGAGGUAUGAACCAGUUAAGAAGGCUGGCUGUAUAUGACAUUUUCUGUAAGAAAGAAAAUGUUGUUCUCUUUGCAACAGAUCUUGCAUCCAGAGGAUUAGAUAUACCAGCCGUGGAUUGGGUAGUACAGAUAGACUGUCCUGAAGACGUCACAACAUAUAUCCACCGUGUUGGAAGAACGGCUCGAUAUGCUAACUCAGGAGAAGCUGUUUUAGUACUCACACCCCAUGAAGAGGAACCAAUGAUUGCCAAUUUGAAGACAAAAAAUAUUGAAGUUGAUCAAAUUGAGGUGGAUACAUCCAAGAUGAGCAGCAUCCACACCAAGAUGGAGAUCCUCUUGAGCAAAAACCCUGAGCUGAAGGAGGAAUCCGUUCGGGCAUUUAAGGCAUAUGUGAAAAGUGUUACUCUUAUGAAGGAUAAGAAGGUGUUUAAUGUCAACUCAAUAGAUAUAGAUGCCUAUGCUAGGUCAUUAGGUUUGGCUGUUACACCUAGACUAAGAUUUCUGCAGAAUCAGAAGCAGAGACCCAAACAGACUGAAGACACACACAACUGGAAUUGCUCAGCAGAUGAGAAGCCUUGGAAAUCCAAAUUUACAACUCUGGACUUUGGAACAGAUGACAUUGAUGAGGAGGACUUCUUAACAAGCACCAAGAAAGAACAAGAUGAAAUGGGACAGGAGGAGGAGUCAGAAUCUGCAUCAUUCCCAGAAGACCUUCUUGUUGUCAGUUCGAAGAAAAAGCCACUGACCAAGCAAGCUGUCGUCAAAAAGCUAAUGAAGAAGAACAUUGUCCUCAACACCAAAAUUGUGUUCAACGAAGAGGGUGUGGAGGUGAAGAACCCCGAAAAAGAGCAGACAUCAAAGGUUGCCCAGCAGGUAGAGGAUCAAAGGAGUGGAAUCAAUAUUACUCAACUGAAAGAGAUCAUGAAGCAAGAAGAUGUCAUUGACAGAAAACUUGAAGCAAGCAAAAAGAAGGAACAGAAAGAAAUUAAGAAAAGAAAAGAGAAGGCUAAAAAGGACGAAGAAAAAAUUGAAGUUGAAGAUAUGGUGGAGGAAGGAGACGAAGAGAGUGAUGUUGACGAAGAGACUCAGAAUAUCAUUGACUCCCUUCCUGACCCUGACAAGGUCUACAGUCAUAAGAAGAGAGAGACUGAUUCAGAUUCAGAUGACGAGGCUUCUAAACAGAGCAGUGAUGAAAGUGAUGAUGGGAGAGGUGCUGCUGAAAGUAGUGAAGAUGAUAGCAGUAGUGAAGAAAGUGAACCAGAAAAGAAAGUCAAAAUAAGUGGCAAAAGAAAAGCUCACAUGAAGCUCAAAGAAGCAAAGAGGGCAAAAUUGGCUCAGAGUAACACCCUGACCAGUCUUCCAGUUGAAGAAAAGGAGCAGUUAGCAUUAUUCUUGCUAAGAGGAGGAAGGAAAUGAAAAAUGUAAAUAUAACUAUACAAAUAUAUAUAGUAUGGAAAU
Messenger RNA from Penaeus chinensis, 2535 nucleotides. RefSeq names its product probable ATP-dependent RNA helicase DDX10. Gene Ontology annotation, biological process: rRNA processing. The record is from RefSeq and is a predicted model, not a curated record. The coding region runs from base 97 to 2493 and encodes 798 amino acids. NCBI's taxonomy places the organism in Eukaryota, Metazoa, Arthropoda, Malacostraca, Decapoda, Penaeidae. The transcript is spliced from 15 exons. Gene Ontology annotation, cellular component: nucleus. Gene Ontology annotation, molecular function: nucleic acid binding; ATP binding; RNA helicase activity.